Molecule: messenger RNA, 2802 nt
Organism: Loxodonta africana (African savanna elephant)
Lineage: Eukaryota; Metazoa; Chordata; Mammalia; Proboscidea; Elephantidae
Gene: MMP8
Product: matrix metallopeptidase 8
Exons: 10
Coding region: 567-1982 (471 amino acids)
Biological process (GO): extracellular matrix organization; collagen catabolic process; proteolysis
Cellular component (GO): extracellular matrix
Molecular function (GO): zinc ion binding; metalloendopeptidase activity
Source: RefSeq, a predicted model, not a curated record
AGAAGCUAGUCCCAGACCCCAAUAUGAAACCCACUUCGUGACAACCCGCCCAGCCACAAAAUUUGCUCAAUUAAAGCAAGGGUAGGCAAGUACAAGGAUUCUCCAGUUGGGCUCCUUAGUUCCAAGAAACCUACCACUGACCUAACAACAUUCCUUUGCAUAAAUUAACAGAGCCUCAGAGUCUUAACAUAGCCAGAAAACUGCUGUUUGCCCAUGCAACUUCCUAUCGGGCAUGCCUUUUCUUUGGCCAGAUGAUUUUGCCAAAUAUCUAACUAAAAAUCCCAAAAGCAAAGUGUAGCAAUUUUUUUUUUUUUUCCUUGCUGAAAGUCUCCUCCAUUUUGGGGUACUAAAUCACAUCAUAAAAUUGCAAAAUCGUUAGGAUGUAAAUGACCUAUGUUGCUUCAUAUUCCUGAUGAAGCAAUUGUUUAAGAUGUGGCUUUAAAAGGGACCAAAAAGAGCAGCAAGUGACACAUGAUGCUGUGAGCUUCCAGGUAGACAACAGCAAAGGGCCAUACCCAGAGGAGCGGACAAGAAGGCCAGGAGAGGUAGUGUUUGAAGAAAAGGCCAUGUUAAGUCUGAAAAUGCUUCCGCUGCUGCUCUUAGUCCACAUGGAGCUCUCCAAAGCCCUGCCUGUACCUGCUGAACCCCCCGAAGAGAGAAAUAGAAAAAUUGUUCAGAAUUACCUAGAAAAGUUCUACCGAUUGCCCAUGUCUCAAUUUGAGUCUGAAAGGAAUAACAGCACUGGCGUGAUUGUCAAAAAGCUUAAAGAAAUGCAGCGGUUCUUUGGGUUGAAUGAGACAGGGAAACCAGAUGCUGAAACCCUGGAGAUAAUGAAAAAGCCUCGCUGUGGAGUGCCUGAUAUUGGUGGUUUUAUGUUAACCCCAGGAAACCCCAAGUGGAACCACAUGAACGUGACCUACAGGAUUAACAGUUAUCCCUCAUGUUGGACAAAGGCUGAGGUGGAAACUGCUUUUAGGAAAGCCUUUGCACUCUGGAGUCGUGCAUCACGCCUGAGCUUCACCAGCAUCUCAGAGGGAAAAGCAGACAUCGAGAUUGGUUUCUUCGAAAAAGAGCAUGGUGACAAUUCUCCAUUUGAUGGACCCAAUGGAAUCCUUGCUCAUGCCUUUCAACCAGGCCAAGAUAUUGGAGGAGAUGUUCAUUUUGAUGCAGAAGAAACAUGGACCAACAGCUUUGAAAAUUACAACUUGUUUCUUGUUGCUGCUCAUGAAUUUGGCCAUUCUUUGGGGCUCGCUCAUUCCUCUGAUCCUGGUGCGUUGAUGUAUCCCACCUACGCUUACACGGACACCAGCUCAUAUUCACUCCCUGAAGAUGACAUCGAAGGCAUCCAGGCCAUCUAUGGACCUUCGAGUGACCCUAUCCAACCCACUGGACCAAGCACCCCCAGAGCCUGUGAUCCCAGAUUGGCAUUUGAUGCUAUCACCACGCUCCGAGGAGAAAUAUAUUUUUUUAAAGACAGGUUCUUCUGGAGAAGGCACCCUCAGCUACGAACAGUCGAACAAUAUUUUAUUUCACUAUUCUGGCCAUCCCUGCCAAAUGGAAUACAGGCUGCUUACGAGGAUUUUGAUAGUGACCUAGUUUUCUUAUUUAAAGACAACCAAUACUGGGCUAUGAGUGGCUAUGAUAUUCUGCGAGAUUACCCGAAGGAUAUAUCAAACUAUGGCUUCCCCAGCAGUGUUCGAGCGAUUGAUGCAGCUGUUUUCUACAGUGGAAAAACAUACUUCUUUGUAAGCGAUCAAUUCUGGAGAUAUGAUAGCCAAAGACAAUUCAUGGAACCAGGUUAUCCCAAAAGCAUAGAAAGUACCUUUCCAGGAAUAAGAACUAGAGUUGAUGCAGUUUUCCAUCAGGAUCACUUCUUCCUUUUCUUCAGCGGGCCAUAUUAUUACGCAUUUGAUCUUAAUACUCAGAGAGUUACUAAAAUUGACAGAAGCAAUAAAUGGCUUAACUGUAGACAAAAAGUUUAAGCAAACUCCAAUUUGUCUCCAUUUUCUGAAAGUUAAUGGUAGGCAAAUUCAAUUUUCAUAUUCCUUACAUCAUAUCCUGUUUAUACUCUUCUCAACAGUAAACAGUAAUGCUGUUUACCUUCACUAUAUAUAUUGGGUCUGUCUGCAAUAAAAAUGUUCGGAAUAUUCCACCAUUUGCAGAAGCUGACUCACUUCUUACACAUUCUCAAGUUAGUGAAUCUCAUCACAGCUGAACUGCAGGAGAAUAACCCCUUCUUUUUCACCUCAAUAUUUACUAUUUCAUUACUUGCUUAUCUGACUUCUAAAAUGUUCAUGUAUUCCUAAGCUUCUUUAAGCAUGUGUCGUGGAUUGAAUGAUGUCCUCCAAAAAACAUAUGUCAACUUGGUUGAACCAUGACUCCACACUAUUUUGUGGUUGUCCUCCAUUUUGUGAUUGUAAUUUUAUGUUAAGAGGAUUAGGGUGGGAUUGUAAUACCACCCUUACUCAGGCCACCUCCCUGAAUGGUAAAGGGAGUUUCCCCGGAGUGUGGUCUGCGCCACCUUUUAUCUCUCAAGAGAUAAAAGGAAAGGAAAGCAAGCAGAGAGUUGGGGACCUCAUACCACCAAGAAAGCAGCACCGGGAGCAGAGCAGCAUCCUCUGGACACGGGGUCCCUGCGCCUGAGAAGCUCCUCAACCAGGGGAAGAUUGAGGACAAGGACCUUCUUCCAGAGCCCACAGAGAGAAAGCCUUCCCCUGGAGCUGAGGCCCUGAAUUUGGACUUGUAACCUACUAGGCUAUGAAAAAAUAAAUUUUUCUUUGUUAAAGCCAUACACUUGUGGUA